UUCACGAUUCGUGAUACGUUGGUGCGUUGGUUCAUGGUUCGUUCACAGCAGUUCGCAAAAAUGGAGAGUGAUGAUGAUCUGGCUACAGCUUGUGCUAUUUAUAUAAUCUUAGCGCAAAAUAAAAAGAAGUUAAAUAAACGAAAAAAACGCAGAUGGUGGAGUGUAUCAUUAUUCAGACAUAGAGACAGAUAUAAUGGCAAUGAUCUGCUAAAUGAUUUAUCAAUAGAAUGCUAUGGUAAAUUUGAAAAUUUUUGUCGGAUGGUAUCUGCAGAUUCCGAAAUUCUGCUGCAAUUAAUAGGCCCAUGUAUAACUACACAGACCACUAACAUGAGGCGUACCAUUUCUGCUAAAGAAAGAUUAGCUGUAACUUGAUGAUUCCUUGCUUCUGGAGACAGCUAUCACAGUCUGAGUUAUUUAUUUAAAAUCUCACUGCAGCUCAUAUCCUCCAUCGCGAUUGAAGUAUGUAAAGCACUAAAAAUGGCACUUCGAGACCAAGUAAAGAUUCCUGCGACUUCUGCAGAAUGGAAAAAAAUGCAGAUUUAUUCGAAGACAGACGGAAUUUUCCAAAUUGUGUUGGUGCUAUAGAUGGGAAACAUGUAGUGAUAAUGGCUCCUAUAAAUAGUGGUAGUGAAUAUAUAAAUUACAAGGGAACAUUUAGUAUAGUACUAAUGGCUUUGUGUGAUGCGGAUUACAAUGUAAUAUACAGUAAUAUUGGC
This is a messenger RNA of Acanthoscelides obtectus, 716 nucleotides long. The record is from the annotation of a GenBank genome assembly. Lineage: Eukaryota; Metazoa; Arthropoda; Insecta; Coleoptera; Chrysomelidae.